This is a messenger RNA of Armigeres subalbatus, 2066 nucleotides long. RefSeq names its product elongation factor-like GTPase 1. Gene Ontology annotation, biological process: cytosolic ribosome assembly. Lineage: Eukaryota; Metazoa; Arthropoda; Insecta; Diptera; Culicidae. The record is from RefSeq and is a predicted model, not a curated record. Gene Ontology annotation, molecular function: GTP binding; ribosome binding; GTPase activity. Gene Ontology annotation, cellular component: ribonucleoprotein complex; cytosol.
AUGAGAGAUGUUUCAUAUCUGGAGAAAUCUCUUCUAGAGAUGGUCGUGAGCAUUGUACCACAUCCGCGUAUGAUUCCGCAGAUGAAAGCUGAGAAGUUGCUCUGCUCUAGGAUGGAAGACUUUCAUUCAUUCCCGGAUCGAACGCAACGACUAAGGGAAGAUAUUCUGAACUGUGAUGCUGGAAGUGAAACAUUGAUUGUGUUCAUUUCGAAAAUGUUUCCUGUAGAUAGGAAAACGUUGCCACAAUCCGUGGCAGAUAGUUUAUCUAAAAUGACGUUGUUGGAGGACUGCGUUGAGCAGGAUGAUUGUGAGGAAGCCUUUCUUGCUUUUGCACGAGUCUACAGCGGAACACUAAAGCAAGGUGAUAAGGUGUACGUGAUAGGUCCAAAGCACGAUCCUAGAAAUCUGUUGUCGGAGAAUUACGAUUUGGAAGCAUCGCCACACAUAACACAGGUAAAUGUAGAUCAUCUAUUUAUGUUGAUGGGUCGACAAUUGGAGAUGAUCCCGUCCGUCCUGGCAGGAAGCAUAGCAGGAAUUGCUGGUCUCCAGAAUCACGUAUUGAAAACGGCAACCCUCAGUAAUACUCCCUACUGUCCUCCAUUUGUGGACCUGCCAGCGAUAGCUACUCCGAUUCUUAGAGUUGCAGUCGAAUCCAAGGACAUUCAACACAUGCCAAAGUUGGUCCGAGGAUUGAAACUUUUGAAUCAAGCGGAUGCUUGCGUAGAAGUCCGCAUCCAGGAGAGCGGGCACGUGCUCUUAACUCUAGGGGAGGUCCACUUGGAACGAUGUAUCAAGGAUCUGGAAGAUACCUACGCCAAAGUCAAACUCAAUGUAUCCAAGCCGAUUGUUCCGUUCAAGGAGACGAUUGUUAAAUUUGUUCCUACUUCCGAGGAAAACCCAGAGGAAGAAAUUGCGAAAGAAAGAGAACGAGAUAAAACUGUGACGAUCUACACACCUAACAAACAAAGCUUUAUCAAACUGAUCGCAAUUCCUCUACCAGACGAAGCGACUGAGCUUCUAGAACGAUGUAAUUCCCUUUUGAAGGCAUUAGCCAAGGCUCAUGAGGCGAAGGAGAUUUCGCACAAUCUUAAAGAAUCUCUGGAAGAACUCAAAGUUCGGCUUAGUAACAUUUUUACCGAAUGCGAAACUGAAGAUCUGCAAUCAACUUCAGUGGAUAAAAUUUGGAGUUUUGGUCCGAAGAAAAGUGGCACCAACAUACUGAUGAAUUAUUCCUCUUUCUGCCAUCCCUCGGUGUGGAGUUUACGACAAAGCUCCACUGAGCAAGUAACCGACAUACGGCAGAGUUUGGAAUCAUCCUUCGUUAAUGGAUUUCAGUUGGCUAGUUUGGCAGGACCGUUGGCAGACGAACCAAUGCAGGGUGUUUGUUUUAUUGUGCAGGAAUGGAAUAUUGCCGCUCCUGAUACGGAAGCCGAUGAAUCAAGUUCCACUGUUUUAUCACAUGGACCCCUUUCUGGUCAAAUAAUGUCCAUCGUCAAAGAAGGCUGCAAGAAGGCAUUCCAGAGUCAGCCCCAACGGUUGGUUCAUCCGAUGUACAGCUGCAACAUCACCGUCAAUUCGGACGUUCUAGGCAAACUGUAUGCAGUGAUCGGUCGGAGACAGGGCCGAAUCGUUUCGGCUGAUCUGAUCGAAGGAAGCGGACAGUUCGACGUUAGUGCUCUGAUUCCGGUGAUCGAGUCGUUCAAUUUCGCCACCGAAAUUCGCAAGCAGACGUCGGGUUUGGCAAUGCCACAACUGGUGUUCAGCCAUUGGGAGAUCGUGAACAUUGAUCCCUACUGGGUGCCGAGCACGGAAGAAGAAUACGAACAGUACGGCGAGAAGGCGGAUUUCACCAACAUUGCCAAGGUUUAUAUGGAUUCGAUUCGAGAACGGAAGGGACUGUCAGUGGAGAAGAAAACUGUGGAGCACGCCGAGAAACAACGGACCCUUUCAAAAAAUAAAUGAUGUUGUUGAUGUUUCCUCCUGAUGCUUUAUGUAUUAAAUGUAAAUAAUUAGCAAGUGGUAGUAUUUAUAUUUAAAUUAAUAAGAAUGUAAAUUUUUAUCACCGA